AUGCACGUUCACGACGUCCUCAUCAUUGGUGCCGGUCCUGCUGGACUUGCCGCUGCAGCUCGGCUUAGGGAGCAGACGCCCUCUGCAACCUUCACAGAUGACGAACACCAACGGUAUCACUGGAUUCGGAAACACGGUCGCAAGAUGAACGUCAAGAACUAUAAGACCAACCAAGAUUCGCUUUCCACAUCUCGCUCCGCGUCAGACACUUCCGACUGUGGUUGCAACUGCCAUGCAGCAGCUAGCGACAGCUCAAUAGACAUGCUUGUCCUCGAUGCUGAUGGCUCGGAUUGGAUGAGCAAGUGGAAUCGGUUGUUCAAGACCUUCGGCAUCAACUACCUGCGUAGUCCAAUGUUCUUCCAGAUUGAUCCCGCCGACCGCGAUGCAUUGCUGGGAUACGCAUACGAGAAGGGGCUAGAGAAGGAAUUGCAAGCUCUUCCAGGUUGUGCAGGCAAAGAGAUCAGCAAGCACAGAAAGAAGAAGAAGCUGAACUCGAGGGGCAGGUUUCCGGGAUCCGGGCCGGACGUCGAUGAGCGAGAUCGGAAAGACUACUUUACGCCGAGCACGAACCUGUUCACGUCACACUGCGAAGAGGUCAUUCGACGGUACGGGCUGGGUCCGGAAAUGCUUCGACAAGAACGCGUGAUGGAUAUAAGCUACGACGAGGCAAGCGGCUUCGGUGACAUCGAGCAGGGCAGUGUCAUCUCGGACGACGCGUCGAGCGAGGAUAAGAAGAUUUUCCAGGUCAAGACAGAUCAAGGCGUUCGGUAUGCGAACAUUGUUAUAUUGGCUGUGGGGCCUGGCAAUGCUCCAUCGAUACCGACAGUCCCGGAUCUUCCAACGCCAUCGCCCCACGAAGGAUACACACAUGCAAUGCAAGUCAAACAAUUUCCACCGCCACACGUUGCUGCCAAGAUCAAGGCUCGUCGGUCGACGAACAUGCUUAUUGUUGGCGGCGGCCUCACAAGCGUACAGCUGGCCGACCUUGCCAUCAAACGCGGUGUGAGCAAGGUACAUAUGCUGAUGCGAGGGCCGUUAAAAGUAAAAUACUUCGACGUGGAUCUGGACUGGGUUGGGAAGUUCCGCAACUUCAAUCAAGCAGCGUUCUGGAGUGCAGAUACGGACGAAGAGCGGUUCGAAAUGAUUACGCAAGCCCGCAACGGCGGCAGCAUGACACCACGGUACCGCAAGAUCCUCGAUGCACAUGUAGCGAGCGGCAAGAUUGCUCUCCACACAUACACCACCCUCCAAUCUGUAAAGUGGGACGCAAACUCAAAGUCGUGGACCGACAUCAAAGUCUCGACCGACACGGCUAUCCCCGCGAUCGACUACGUGGUUUUCGCGACCGGCAUCCAAUCCGACAUUCGCACCAUCCCAUUUCUCCAGACACUCCAGCAACAACACCCCAUUGACUACGUCGGCGGCCUGCCCUGUCUCAACGACGAUCUGAUGUGGAAUGACGACGUGCCAUUGUUCGUGACCGGUCGUCUCGCGGGCUUGAGACUAGGUCCUGGGGCGCCGAAUCUGGUCGGUGCGAGGAUUGGUGCGGAGAGGAUUGCGUGGAAUGUCGAGGAUGAAUUGAAGAAGAUGGGCAAGUUAAAGAAGGGAAUGGACAGGAGGGACUCGGGAUAUGAGGGGAACAGCGCGAAUGAAGAGUAUGAGAGUUAUGCGAGCGCGAGGGAGAACCGGUUUGCGGGAUUGGCUGGUAUCGGGGAGUGA
Molecule: messenger RNA, 1719 nt
Organism: Ascochyta rabiei
Lineage: Eukaryota; Fungi; Ascomycota; Dothideomycetes; Pleosporales; Didymellaceae
Exons: 1
Coding region: 1-1719 (572 amino acids)
Source: RefSeq, a predicted model, not a curated record